This is a messenger RNA of Populus euphratica (Euphrates poplar), 1517 nucleotides long. Its product is annotated as putative methylesterase 14, chloroplastic. The coding region runs from base 259 to 1299 and encodes 346 amino acids. The record is from RefSeq and is a predicted model, not a curated record. Gene Ontology annotation, biological process: jasmonic acid metabolic process; salicylic acid metabolic process. Lineage: Eukaryota; Viridiplantae; Streptophyta; Magnoliopsida; Malpighiales; Salicaceae. The transcript is spliced from 5 exons. Gene Ontology annotation, molecular function: methyl indole-3-acetate esterase activity; methyl salicylate esterase activity; methyl jasmonate esterase activity.
UUAUAGCCAACCUCUCCCUCCACCCCUCUCCUACUCCUACCUACUCUCUCUCUAAUAUUCCAAAAGACAAUAAAAAAAUUAGUAUUAAAGAAUCAUCGAGGAGCCUCUCUGGCUUCAUAUAGAAUAUCAUUUUUAUUUUGGCAGAGAAGCAUGCUGCUUUCCAUGAAAAUUUCUUGACUUUUGGUUGCUUUCUGUCAAAAUUAACUCAAAACUUCCUCGAAAGAUUUCUGGGUUGUUGAGAAAAGAGGUUUUGCAAUAAUGGGUAAUCGUUUUACUUGCAUGACAAAGAAGGACACUAGAGAUAAUCAUGGAUCAAGAAGCAAGAGAAUGGGCAGGUCUCAGAGGAAGUUGUUGGCAGAGGAAGAGCUCUUGCAUAGACAAGCUUUAUCUAUGGCACUACAACAGCACCAAUUGUCUCAGAGAUUUGAUGGAUCCAUGUCCAGGAGGAUUGGCUCCACUAGCUCUAGAAGAAGAAAUCUCUCUGAUCCUUUCUCUAAUGGAAAACAGGUGCCUGACUUUUUGGAGAAUAUAAAGCUAAAGAAGUUUGUUCUGGUGCAUGGAGAAGGUUUUGGAGCAUGGUGUUGGUACAAAACUAUUGCUUUAUUAGAGGAAGCAGGAUUGGUUCCCAUUGCCAUAGAUCUAACAGGAUCAGGCAUUGAGCUGGCAGAUACAAACAGUGUCACAACAUUGGCAGAGUACUCAAAACCAUUGAUUAGUUAUUUAGAAAACUUGCCUGAGGAUGAACAGGUUAUUUUGGUUGGCCAUAGUAGUGGAGGUGCCUGUGUCUCUUAUGCACUUGAGCAUUUCCCCAAAAAGAUCUCGAAAGCUAUUUUUCUCUGUGCUACAAUGGUUUCUGAUGGUCAGAGGCCUUUUGAUGUGUUUGCUGAAGAGCUUGGAUCUGCAGAACGUUUUAUGCAAGAAUCACAGUUUUUGAUUUAUGGAAAUGGUAAAGACAAGCCUCCUACAGCUUUCAUGUUUGAGAAACAGCAAAUGAAAGGUUUAUAUUUCAACCAAUCACCAACAAAGGAUGUUGCGUUGGCCAUGGUUUCAAUGAGACCUAUUCCACUUGGUCCCAUCAUGGAGAAGCUAUCAUUGACCCCUGAAAAAUAUGGAACUGGUCGGCGGUUCUUCAUUCAGACACUGGAUGAUCGUGCUCUUUCACCAGAUGUCCAAGAAAAGCUAGUGAGAGAGAAUCCACCAGAAAGAGUCUUCAAGAUUAAAGGAAGUGAUCACUGCCCAUUCUUUUCAAAGCCUCAGUCCCUGCAUAAAAUGUUGCUGGAGAUUGCUCAAAUUCCAUAGAUUAUAUUUCAGAAAAUUGAGUGUGAUUUUUACGCAAGGCAAUAGAUCUGAUACAAGUCAUGUACAAUGUGAAGGUCCACUAUUGUAGUUAACACUUGGGCCAUAUGUCUACUGUUAUUUAUCUCCAUUUCAAGAAGGUUUAUAGGAAGGAAAUGUAUCAACUUUUUUAUUAAACUAAUCAUCAUCGUAAUUUAUCGUGACUGGAUGGUUGGUUCCUC